UUUAAGUUUUGAUGGUUGCAGAAUAAAAAUGGGGGAUUCGGGAGUAACUGAAUCAUUUCUAGCUGAUCUUGAAACUAACGGAAGAAUCGUAUAUAAUUCAACAAUAGGAAGUGUUUGUAUAUCUAGAAUAGAAGAUACAGGAGGUGAUUUAAACACUUCAUCUACACCUACCCAGAUUAUUGAUGAUUCUGAAGAUGAUAUUAUUGCUUCACAUUUUCUAGAAUCCUACCAGGAAGAGGAGGAGUCGAGCAGAAAAAGAAAACUGGAUUUAGAAGCAGAAUCACCAACUAAAAAGUCAAGACGGCCGAAACAAGAUCUGGAUCCAGAGCGACAAGUUUCAAAUAAUUUAGUGGAUUCGUGUACAAGUUCGUGUAAUCUGUGUGGAAAGAUUGCAUCCCACGACUCCAUCUUGAAACAUAUUUCUAAUAUGCAUAAAGCAUCUCAGAAGGACAACUACGUCAUGCUUACACGAUCAUAUUACAAAUGUCGAAUUUGUGACUCGGAAAUGGUUUUUUUCAUCGGACGAAUAAAAGAGCACUUGAAGAGGACUCACAAGAUCACGUUGAACGAGUACAAGUUCACCUACAACGAGUUGACGGAGAAGAUUAGGUUCGGGAGGAGGGAGAGCACCAAGACCCUUAGCAGGUGUAACUUCUGCAGCGAGAUCUUUAACCACGAGGAGACAAUAGAACAUAUACAGAACGUGCAUGACGUUUCCUACGAGAAUAAUUUUGAGAUUGUGACGAAACAAGAUCUAAAAAUUCAAGUAAGUGAGAAGAGGUAUGAGUGGGCACAAGAGCAGGCGCAGGAGAUUAUAGAACUAUGGAAACAUACCUUGGACGACGGGGUUAUGGUCUUUACAGAUAAUGCAAAGGAAAAGUGUUUACGGCAGUGUGAGCUUUGUCAAAAAAUUUAUUCAGACGAUUCAUUAAGGAAUCAUAUCCGUUUAUGCCACAAAGAUGAGGAUCGAAGGCAUCCUAAAGAACAUAAGCUUGUCAAAAUCACUUAUCAUAGAUGUAGGCUGUGUGAGAAACCACUAAGAUUCACUUUCAAUAUUGUCUCAAAACAUCUGAAGAAAAUGCAUAGUCUAAAGUUCAAUGAGUACAAGGAGAGAUGCUCUGUUUUCCUUGAGGAUGUUGACGAAGAAAGCACUUAUCCACCUCAGCUAACCCACUCUUUGCUCCCCCACCUCACUAGUUCCUCCCUCAACCCCCUGAUGAACUAGCUUACCUACUCCUUGCUCUCCCACUUGACCAGAUCCUCCCUAAACCUCCUGGUGAACUACCAGUCCUACUCCUUGCUUCCUCACCUCACCAGUUCCUCCCUCAACCCCCUGGUGAACUAACUGUCCUACUCCUUUCUCCCUAACCUUACCAGUUCCUCCCUUAACCCCCUGGAGAACUAACUGUCAUACUCCUUGCUACCCAACCUGACCAGUUCCUCCCUCUACCCUCUGGAGAACUAGCUAAUCUACUCCUUGUCCCUUAACCUGACCAGUUCCUCCCUCAACCCCCUGGUGAACUAGCAGUCCUACUCCUUGCUCCCUAACCUGACCAGUUCCUACCUCAACCCCCUGGUGAACUAGCUGUACUACUCCUUGCUCCCCCACCUGAACAGUUCCUCCCUCAACCCCCUGGUGAACUAGCCGUCCUACUCCUUGCUCCCCCCCCCCCCCGAACAGUUCCUCCCUCAACCCUCUGGUGAACUAGCUAACCUACUCUUUGCUCUUCAUGGCGAGUUCCUCUCUCAAAGACCCACACAUUAAGUCCCAAAAUAUUCAAGAAUUGUAUCAGGGUUCUAUUUUUAAUAAUAAUAAUUUCAAAUCCC
This is a messenger RNA of Eurytemora carolleeae, 1827 nucleotides long. RefSeq lists its product as uncharacterized. The record is from RefSeq and is a predicted model, not a curated record. NCBI's taxonomy places the organism in Eukaryota, Metazoa, Arthropoda, Copepoda, Calanoida, Temoridae. The transcript has 12 exons. Bases 29 to 1225 code for a protein of 398 amino acids.